AUGACUUCAAAACGGCGGCGUGGGCCGGUCCACGUCUUUGUGCUUCUCGUGGCCUUGCUCUUCCUUCGCUGCCCUUCGUCCUUUGCGACGGUGUCCAAGGGUGAAAGGACGGCCCCAACGGCCCCGAAGGUGUUGCCCUCGCACUUGACGCGGCGUAUCAAAGUGGCCGGCUCCAAGACUCAGGUGCUGGGGAUUUUGAAGGCGGAGAGCAAGCGGUUGAACUUGAUUUCGGUCACCGCAGCAUGGAGCAAGCUCGCACAAGUCGGGGGCGGCGAUGUGAGCCAAAGCCCAUUCUGGCCAAAGUUUCUUCGCCUGACAAGGUCUUUGCUGCGUAAGCCGCCUGCCGACGUGCGCGCAGUAGCAAACAUCUUCUGGGCCGCUGCAAAGCUGCAGGGUUCCUUGCAGCCGCCCGAGCUGCAGUCAUGUUUGCUCGGCGGCGUCAAGAAGACCGCGGAGCAAAUGAAUGCCCAGGAGGUGGCCAAUGUGAUCUGGGCCUUGGCCACGGUGUGCCCUUCCCCCAACUGUGAGCCGCUGCGCGUGUUGCCAGCGCUGGCGACGAGGCUCCCGCUGGUCGUCUCUGAGAUGAGGGCUCAGGAGGUGGCCAGCAGCAUUUGGGCCAUCGCGCGGCUUGCCGCCAAUGGGCGCUCCGAGGAGCUGCUGGGCAUGUUGCCGUUCUUGGCGGAUCGCGUGCCGCAGGUGACCUCCGAUAUGACGGAGCAAUCCGUGGCCACUGUGAUCUGGGCAGUGGUGAAACUUUCGCAGGUGGGCAUUCGGACCGGGGAGGGCUUGCUGCCUGUGGUGGCAGCAAGGAUUCCCGCAGUGAUCUCGAAGAUGCAGGCGCAAGCGGUUGCCAACGUGCUGUGGGCCGCCGGCCAGCUGGCCCGGCGCCCGACGUCGCCGUAUUCCUUCCGCGCGCUGCUGCCGGACUUGGCGGCACGCGCCAGGGUGGUGCUGAGAAGGGCCAAGCCGCAGGAGAUCGCCAACAUGUGCCGUGGCCUGGCGUUGGGCGAGCACAGAGACCCUGACUUCCUGCAAGCCGUCGCAGCUCAGAUCCAGCAAGCUGGCACAUGGAGCAAGGUUGAUGCAGAGCGGAAUUUGCCGCAAGUGCUUUGGUCCUUUGCAAGACUGCAAGAUCUGCAAGAGUUGCCAGACAAUGAGGAGCUUCUGCUGGCUGUGGCCAGGAAGUUGUCUGUGCUGGACAGCAUGAACGACUGGGGACUCUGCGCGUUGACCUGGUCAUACCAGCAGCUGGACAUCUGCGACACCUGCCUUGAUUUCCACCAGGACUUGGCGAUGGCCGUGGCGCUGCGGAAGUUCUCACGGGCAGAUGUGGAGCGCAGCUCCCUUGGGCCGGAUGUUUGGCGAUAA
Effrenium voratum is the source of this 1368-nucleotide messenger RNA. NCBI's taxonomy places the organism in Eukaryota, Dinophyceae, Suessiales, Symbiodiniaceae. The record is from the annotation of a GenBank genome assembly.